This is a messenger RNA of Acaromyces ingoldii, 1265 nucleotides long. Its product is annotated as Glyoxalase/Bleomycin resistance protein/Dihydroxybiphenyl dioxygenase. The record is from RefSeq and is a predicted model, not a curated record. NCBI's taxonomy places the organism in Eukaryota, Fungi, Basidiomycota, Exobasidiomycetes, Exobasidiales, Cryptobasidiaceae. The transcript is spliced from 7 exons. Bases 220 to 1086 code for a protein of 288 amino acids.
UGCCUGCAGACGCCAGUGUGCGUCAUAAGAAGGACAGACACGAGGAGCCAAGAUGAUUUACGGGAUUUAGUGCAGUCCGAGAAGGAUGGAAAUCGGGUUGCAUGGUAGGUGCGUGGGCAGUGGCGCGCCUAUUCUCCUAGUCUGUCUUUGGGUCACAGCUUCUUUACUCGUGUCUCACACACCUGCCGCCUCGAGGAGUGCAUAGGGCAGCAUCACAACAUGGUCCUCGGUUUCUCUUCAUCAAAGGGUAAAAAGGCAAGAGAAGCCAGCGAGGGCGGCUCUUCUGCACAGGCAUCUGCCAAGCCGCCCGAUGCCGAACCAAAGACCGUUCCUCAGGGCAUGCCCUCGUCCUCGUCGGCGUCCUCUAGCCAGCCUCGCACACCAGCUAACGGCGCAUCGUCGGACGUGGAGGGUGCGGCGGGUCGAGGAGAACGGGAAGUCUACUCGUUCCAUUCGACAUGCCUGCAAAUAAAAGAUCCCAUACGAAGCCUCCAGUUCUACAGAGAUAUUUUGGGCAUGGAAGUCGUCAAGGAGUCAGAGGCCGACGAGUACUCGAUGAUUUUCCUAGGCUUCAAGACAGGCGACGAGGAGGAGCAAUUUGGCGUACGGCAGGGCCUGCUGCAACUAGUGUACGUGCAUGGAAGCGAGGAAGACGACGAUUUCAAAAUCAAGACCGGCGGGCCGGGCUUUUCACAUUUCAGUAUCGGCGUGCCGGAUGUGGAGCGGGCCAGAAAGCGCAUGGAGAGCCUCGGCGUCGAGAUUGUCGAGGACGGCAGCAAUGCAGCGGGCUUUGCCGCCGUGGCUGAUCCCGACGGCUACCACAUCCAACUCAUGUCGCAGAGCAUUGGCCAGGACGACAAGCUGCGUAAGCAGCUCGAGGCUCUGAUGCGGACGCCCUCGUCAGCCUUCACCCUUGACUCGAUGAGCAUGCAGAACCGUGGCGAUGGCCUCGAGAGCAUUACCACGAGAGACUCCUACAAUUCGUCAGACGCUCUCCGUUUCGCCAAGGGCGGGAGUCCGGUCAGUCCCUCGAGUCCUGUGCACCCGUCCUCGUCGCCACAGAUGUAUAUCAACCAGCAAUCUUGAGAGUACCUUUCUUGUGAUCAACCACCUCGAACAAUGUAGUCUCGUCUAUUCAUUUCCAAGCAUAUUCUCCUUAUUCCUUCCUUCUUAGCCCAUUCUGCCCCCUUCUUGCCUCCUUCGGACUUGUAUGCUACGAGUCUAGAAACAAAGGACUGAGGGGAGCGGGAGAAUAGAAGCGGGAG